CGCGCGAGAGGAGUCAGACGCGUUUUGCCUGCGCUCCGCUCGAUGAGGCUGAUUGGCGGGCGCCGCUGGUGACGCGCGGGGCCUGCCCUGGCCGAAGAGGAGGCGCUAUCGCGCGGCUUCGGGAACUACGCGGCGCCCCGGCUUGAGGCCUAGUGCGAAAGGUUCUGAACCGGGAAGAAAAUGUCUCUCUACGAUGACCUGGGAGUGGAGACCAGCGAUUCCAAGACUGAAGGAUGGUCCAAAAACUUCAAACUAUUGCAGUCUCAACUGCAAGUCAAAAAAGCAGCGCUCACCCAAGCAAAGAGUCAGAGGACGAAGCAGAGCACGGUCCUCGCACCGGUGAUCGACCUGAAACGAGGCAGCGCCUCUGACGAGCGACAGGUGGUGGACACCCCACCGCACGUGGCAGCCGGCCUGAAGGACCCCGUUCCCAGCGGCUUUUCUGCGGGGGACGUGUUGAUCCCUCUGGCGGACGAGUACGAUCCCAUGUUCCCCAAUGACUAUGAGAAAGUCGUGAAACGCCAGCGGGAGGAGCGGCAGAGACAGCGAGAGCUGGAGAGGCAGAAAGAGAUUGAAGAAAGAGAAAAGAGGCGCAAAGACCGGCACGAGGCGAGUGGAUUCUCGAGACGGCCAGAUCCAGAUUCGGACGAAGACGAGGACUAUGAAAGGGAGAGAAGGAAACGAAGCAUGGGAGGAGCCGCUAUUGCACCGCCAACGUCUUUGGUCGAAAAGGACAAAGAACCGGUGCCGAAUUUCCCGUAUGAAGAAGAGUCGCGGCCGCGCGGUUCGUCCUCCAAAGCAGCCGUCCCCCCGCCGAUGUACGAUGAGCCCGAGAGACCGCGGUCACCGACAGGCCCCAGCAACUCCUUCCUCGCCAACAUGGGAGGCACCGUGGCGCACAAGAUAAUGCAGAAGUACGGCUUCCGGGAGGGCCAGGGACUCGGGAAGCAUGAACAGGGCCUGAGCACGGCUCUCUCUGUAGAGAAGACCAGCAAGAGGGGCGGCAAAAUCAUCAUCGGCGAUGCUGCUGAUAAAGCAGACGCGUCCAAGAAAUCGGAUUCGAACCCUUUAACAGAGAUACUGAAGUGCCCCACCAAAGUGGUCUUGUUAAGGAACAUGGUCGGGGCUGGGGAGGUCGACGAGGAACUUGAAGGGGAAACCAAGGAGGAAUGUGAAAAAUACGGCAAAGUUGGGAAGUGUGUCAUCUUUGAGAUUCCAGGCGCUCCCGAUGACGAAGCGGUGAGAAUAUUUCUGGAGUUUGAGAGGGUGGAAUCGGCAAUCAAAGCCGUGGUUGACCUGAACGGAAGGUACUUCGGGGGCCGAGUGGUGAAGGCCUGUUUCUACAACCUGGACAAAUUCAGAGUGCUGGACCUCGCCGAGGAAGUCUGAGCCCCGCCCGCCCCGCCCCGACAAGGACGUAUCACUGUUGGAAAUCUCCCCCCACCCCCCAGCUGCCGUGCUGAGAACCGAACAGAGCUUCUCUUCUAAAAACUGAAAAGAAUUCCCUGAAUGGAUUCUUCCUACUUGUUGUG
Molecule: messenger RNA, 1532 nt
Organism: Gekko japonicus
Lineage: Eukaryota; Metazoa; Chordata; Lepidosauria; Squamata; Gekkonidae
Gene: RBM17
Product: RNA binding motif protein 17
Exons: 12
Coding region: 181-1389 (402 amino acids)
Biological process (GO): mRNA cis splicing, via spliceosome; alternative mRNA splicing, via spliceosome
Cellular component (GO): precatalytic spliceosome
Molecular function (GO): RNA binding
Source: RefSeq, a predicted model, not a curated record